AAACAACAACAAAAACAACAACAACAACAACGACAACGAAACGGACCGCGGAGAGGACUUUAAUUACGAGAUUUAAAACACGCAGCCGCCAGGGAGGCCGUUUGUAAAUGAACUGGCGCGCCGGGGGCUCUAGACGUGGCGGAGUUACCGUUAACCGAGUCUUUCUUCCCCUCUAAUUAAAGAGUAGGGCAGCUCUGCCUGCGGGACCACAAACACCGACACCGCGAAUAAACACGGACUGGGAGGGAGGGAGUGCGCCUCGGGGUUUGAAAUUAUAGUAACUGUGCAUGCACUGCGGUGCUUUUAAUACUGUGUUGAGCGCAGUGGCGUUGCACAAGGCGACAGGAUGCAGAAAGCUGGGCUGCAAUACGAAGCUUUCACAAACUGCGCCGAUUCACAGGCAAACGCGGCCAGUCUUACAGUUACAGCAGCUGAACAUGUUGGUGUUUUUAUUGUAGCUCGAUAUUGCUUGGUCUGAUAUGAAUCCUUUGUUAUUUUUUUUUUUUUUUGUAAUAUUUCGAAAAAACGGACAAACAAAAUACCGCGGUUUCGCAUAAGCGUUGCUUUUUAAAAAAAAAAAAAAAAAAAACUUGAACUUUUCCCUUGGUUUCGCAAGAGCUGCAUUAACAUGCCGUUUCAUUGCUAAAAGCAAACCAGUGGUCGCUGCUCGUACACUAGGGACAUUGUGCUUAAAUAAUAAGGCAGGGUGUGGAGCUGUUUUUGUGUAGUCCGAAACAGUUAAGACGAUACCAAGAUGUGAUUAUUUCGCCUAGAAAUGAAAGGUCCAGGAAUCCAGAGAGGCAGUGAAUUCCGAGCCAGGGGAACAGAGACUGAUCUGCUGAUAUAAAGUUUGUGACAAAUGGGCGGGUUUCACAGACCCUGAUCAGCAUUAGGCAGUCCAGUGUUAGCUACACAAAAACCCUGGGAAAUAGCCUGAUUCACACUGUGUGAAAAAUAGAUGCAUGCACCAUACCUACUGGACUGACCGUCAUUUAAACAGGAGGCUUUUCAGUACAAUGUACACUAGCCCAUUGAAGCUGGAAGCAUGUAGAGCCGAGAAAAAACUAGUACACUUUGAAAACCAUUGACUUAAAUAUCUUUUAGUUGUUCAUAUUGUUUUAGGAAACCAAUACUAGAAUAGUCAGAAUCGAGAUAUCUAUGUGUAGUCAAGUAGAUACGUAAAUGUGUCAUUCUGUCUAGGGAGGACCUGCCUGUUGCGUGUUAGCGUUGCUUGUGUUUGUAUUCACACUGCAGACUGAACUGCAGCGUUACAUCAACGCCUCUAGAACCCUGAGGCUAGCCAGCCUAGCAGAUUUUGUUGGUCUUAUUUAUUUCAUGUCUCAUUUUUUGUUUUUAGAUCAGUUUAACUCAAUAAAGUGGACCCCACAUGUCCCGAUACCCCCCUUCUCCAUGGAACGUAAGACAUGCCAUCGCUCUUGUAACCAUGGCAAUGACAGGUCAGACAUCCUGCUCCUCGAUGAGUAACCACACCAAAGAAAGGGUCACUAUGGCCAAAGUGACGCUGGAGAACUUCUACAGCAAUCUGAUCGCGCAGCACGAGGAGCGAGAAAUGAGGCAGCAGAAACUGGAGAAGGUGAUGGACGAGGAAGGCCUUGUCGACGAGGAGAAGCGUAUAAGACGGUCCCAGCAUGCCCGCAAAGAGACAGAGUUUCUGAGGCUCAAGAGAACUCGACUCGGGCUGGAUGACUUUGAGUCUCUGAAGGUCAUAGGUCGAGGAGCUUUCGGAGAGGUGCGUCUGGUUCAGAAGAAGGACACGGGCCAUGUGUACGCUAUGAAGAUCCUGCGUAAAGCUGACAUGCUGGAGAAGGAGCAGGUGGGUCACAUCCGAGCAGAGAGGGAUAUCCUGGUGGAAGCAGACAGCCUCUGGGUGGUGAAGAUGUUCUACAGCUUCCAGGACAAGCUGAAUCUCUACCUGAUCAUGGAGUUUCUGCCGGGGGGUGACAUGAUGACCCUCCUGAUGAAGAAAGACACCCUCACUGAAGAGGAGACGCAGUUUUAUAUUGCAGAGACUGUGCUGGCCAUCGACUCCAUUCACAGGAUGGGGUUCAUACACAGGGACAUCAAACCAGAUAAUCUGCUCCUCGAUAGUAAGGGUCACGUGAAGCUGUCUGAUUUCGGACUCUGCACAGGGCUGAAGAAAGCUCACCGAACAGAGUUUUAUAGGAAUCUCAAUCACAGCCUUCCCAGUGACUUCACCUUCCAGAACAUGAACUCCAAGCGGAAAGCUGAAACGUGGAAAAGAAACAGGAGGCAGUUAGCCUUUUCCACAGUGGGGACCCCAGACUACAUAGCUCCGGAGGUGUUCCUGCAGACAGGCUAUAGCAAGCAGUGUGACUGGUGGUCCCUGGGGGUCAUCAUGUAUGAGAUGCUGAUCGGUUACCCGCCGUUCUGCUCCGAGACACCGCAGGAGACCUACAAGAAAGUGAUGAACUGGAGGGAGACCCUCACCUUUCCACCCGAGGUUCCCAUUUCUGAGAAAGCCAAGGACCUCAUCCUCAGGUUCUGCUGCGAGGGAGAACACCGAAUCGGAGCCGGUGGUGUGGAAGAAAUCAAGAGCAACCCUUUCUUUGAGGCCUUGGAUUUGGACCACAUCAGGGAAAGACCUGCUGCGAUCUCGAUUGAAAUCAAAAGCAUCGAUGACACUUCAAACUUUGACGAGUUCCCAGAAUCGGACAUCCUCCAGCCUCCAGCUCCCUUAGCAGUGAGUAACCAUUCUGAGGCUGACUACAAGAACAAAGACUGGGUCUUCAUCAACUACACUUACAAACGCUUUGAGGGGCUGACGGCAAGGGGAGCCAUUCCCUCGUACAUGAAGACAGGGAAGAGAUAAACUGGGAGACCCCCAUGGACCUGACUCACGUCUUUUACUUGCUUUGUUUAGCGUUUUGGUCUGUAGCUACAGGGCUUUGCGGGGCUUCCUUGCCCUCUUCUGUCCUGUAGAUCUGUGGAAGUGCUGAGGAGAGCUUCAUCCCCACAAACUCAGCUGGAUAUUCAGAAACUGAGCCUUAAAAUCAGCUUGCUCCAGUGUCUCGGAACAAGCCAAGGGCUUUACCGUCGACACGGAUCCUGCUGUCCAUUUCAACAGAGCUCCAAUACCAGGAGAUACAAAAAACAACAACUGCCUUCUGCUUCAUAAAAACACCACGACUGCACAAACCAGCAAAGCAGUCCGCCAUGUGCAUCUCUUUAAAAGAGCGUUCUUUCAGUCUACUGGCGCUGCCCAUUGCGCAGUGCUGACAAAACUCCUAUGCAAACCUAAAAGUUUUAUUUUCUUGGUAUGCUGAUGUCAUCUCCAAAAUGCCUUUAUUAUUAUUUUUUUAUAUAUAAAGUGAGGGCUCGUCUGGUUCCUCACAGUUUUUUUUUUCGAUUUUAACCCAACUUUCUGAAGAUAUGCAGAAUGUGGACUGGCACACUGUGACUUAACUUAUUGUAACACUUUCCUUUCAAGUGGUGAAAGAGGAUCUGAUUUCUACAUUUUUAAAUAAUAAUAAUAAUAAUAAUAAAUCAUAGCACAUGCGUGGUUCUGCUAAGAAAGCACAUGUUAAAACCUCACAAUAUAUAUUUAUUUUCCCGUAACGAGUUAUUUCCGUAGUUGCACCAGAGGAUUAUGGGAACUGUAGUUGGUGUUGGAAUUAUUAUUAUUUAUUAUUAUUGUUGUUAUUAUUAUUAUUAUUAAGUUACUGUGCUUGUCCUGAACAAGGACUGAACGUUUAAUGAUUUUAAAAUGGGAGAGACGGUGCCCUGACUUUCUAAGUAAUGCGCAUCAAUCCCUGCAGAAAUCUAGCACAGGUACAUAAAAUUAAGUUCAGCAAAUUUCAAACCCCUAAGAACCCACAUUUAAUUUUGCGAAUAGCGAUUCGUUAUUUUAUAUUGCUGUCUCCUGUUCUCAAGUUACCUUGUGAACUCAAACGACUGGCUGGUGCAACCUGACUUUCUUGGAAGGAAGGCGGGCGCUGUGAAGCUGUCUUUCUUUUGUGACUGAUCUGAUCCGCUAAGUUCAAGAUGAGUCUAAUGUUAAACCAGGUCUUUGCUGUAUUUAUUUCAUUUGAGUAGAUAUUUCUUGUGUAAAUAUAACACACUUUCUUUCAGUAACAGCUGAUUGUGUCUGUGUGUUUUAAAGCUGUACAGUAGGUAUGCAUGUUGUCUUGAAUGCAGUUGCUGUUUUCCGGUCUGCACAAUCUUCCAUGGCAGCCUCCUGCUGUAAUGGUAUUUUAAGUACGCAGGAAUUUUUUCUUCACAUUUUGAAACUGUUUUAAACCGCAUUCCUGCGGUGAAGUUUCGACGUGGGACCACACAUUUGUGUUGUAUAGAAGACCCUUAUUAAACACACCACAUACUGGCUGUGACUGGCCAACACUGUAAAAAGUCUGUUGUAGCUGAUCCUGAUCCGUAGUGCUUAGUGUGGGACAGAGUUAGGAACGGGGAGACCAGCAUGCAUGGGCUAAUUAUCCCAGACAGCUGAAGUAGCUUUAGCACCGUUGCCGGAUGUGUGCGUGCAUAUUUAAUAUAUAGGGCUUCAUUUGAACUACCUGAAGGAGUUGAAGAGAAGGUCCAGCAUCGCCUGGCCAGUCCUGCACUUGGAGCACUAAGAAUCCGAGUCUUAUCUGUUUCUAAUUGUCGUCCUGCACCCUCACGAGUACAACGCAGCAUUAAAUCCUCACAUCUGAACUGCUUUGUGAGGGUCUCUCACAGUCGCCAGCAUAUUAAGGAAUUGAGCGGGCCAGGUCUCAGUUUAGGGUCCACAGAGUUUUAGCACGCUGCUUUUGUUCGUUCUAUAUAAUUAUUUUGUAAAGGUACGUAUGCCAAAGAACUUUUAAUAGAGCCACGGUACAACACAUCAGCUGGAAUUUGAGCAAGUCCUUUUGUUCAGUUGUGUAUUUUUUGUGCGGUGUUAGCGACUGUAGUUCCACCAGCCUGUCUGUAUCCUACCGUGAAAGUCGCUCGCUGUACCGCAGGGUGUGUGCUAGAUGCCGUGUUGUAUGUUAUAUUUUAGAUGCUCUGUAUUCUGUUUUAUUGAUCUCUUUUCAAAGAGGCUUGUUGCUGCCCUUCACCCACAUAUUUAACCUGCCUUUUUAAAAGAAAACAAAAAAAAACAAGAAUUGCUGUUUUAUUUUACGUCCAGGCAAUGUUACUUUCUUUUAAGGUUUUGAAAUGUAAAACCCAACAGCGGCAGACUUUGCUGAAGUGUGUGUCUCCUCACUGGGGGACUGUUGGACAGUCUUGUUUGAAUCUUUGUAAAUGUACGCUCCUAACCCUGGCCUUCGUGUUCCUCCCUGCACUGCAUCCACAGCAGAACCCUUUUUACCAGACUGUCCUGUUUUCUGCACUGGUCGAGUUUCUCUCACAAGCAGCAAAGUUUCUGGGUGUGAGAACUUCUCUUUUUUUAAGCCUGUGUUUGUUAACACAAAGCAGUUCAGUUAAACGGGUUCUUGCUGUGCGCAGUGCCACCAGCAGUGUGACUCAGGCCACUGAUUUGUACGACUGAUUUUUCCUACUCCUGAUAGGGUUAUAUAUGGCUGCCUUACAAGUUUAUUAUGUGUAAAUGUAGUUGCUAUGUAUUGGGUAUUUUUAGAUUGUCGUUAAGUUUGAACUGUAUCUAUUUUCAUUUACCUGCCUAAAAGUAAAGCUUGUUUCUAUGAAAGGAGCUUCACAUGCUGCCAAGUAACAGCAGCCCUUAAACUAUACAAUAAACACUUGUGUGUAA
Molecule: messenger RNA, 5725 nt
Organism: Polyodon spathula (Mississippi paddlefish)
Lineage: Eukaryota; Metazoa; Chordata; Actinopteri; Acipenseriformes; Polyodontidae
Product: serine/threonine-protein kinase 38-like
Exons: 14
Coding region: 1388-2851 (487 amino acids)
Biological process (GO): peptidyl-serine phosphorylation; intracellular signal transduction
Molecular function (GO): ATP binding; protein serine/threonine kinase activity
Source: RefSeq, a predicted model, not a curated record